GAGCGCGCACUCCCUGCUCCUCCUCCUCGCUGGCGCUGCCUGCCUCUCCGCACUCGCUGCUCGCGCCGGGCGCGCUCCGCCGGCUCCCUGCUCUCCGCGCCACCCUCCUCCGGGCCGCGCUCCCUGAGGGAUGGUACUGAAUUUCGCCGCCACAGGAGCCCGGCUGGAGCGCCCGCCCCGCGGCCUCGCCUCCCCGCCGAGCCGCCAGCGCCUCGGGACGCGAUGAGGACCUGGGCUUGCCUGCUACUCCUCGGCUGCGGAUACCUCGCCCAUGCCCUGGCCGAGGAAGCCGAGAUCCCCCGCGAGGUGAUUGAGAGGCUGGCACACAGUCAGAUCCACAGCAUCCGGGACCUCCAGCGACUCCUGGAGAUAGACUCCGUAGGGGCCGAGGAUGCUUUGGAAGCGAGUCUGAGAGCCCACGGGGGCCAUGCCACCAAGCAUGCACCUGAGGAGCCGCCCGUGCCCAUCCGGAGGAAAAGAAGCAUUGAGGAAGCCAUCCCUGCAGUCUGCAAGACCAGGACGGUCAUUUACGAGAUACCUCGGAGCCAGGUCGACCCCACGUCUGCCAACUUCCUGAUUUGGCCCCCGUGCGUGGAGGUGAAGCGCUGUGCGGGCUGUUGCAACACCAGCAGCGUCAAGUGUCAGCCUUCCCGCGUUCAUCACCGCAGCGUCAAGGUGGCCAAGGUGGAGUACAUCAGGAAGAAGCCAAAGUUAAAAGAAGUGCAGGUGCGGCUGGAGGAGCAUCUGGAAUGCACAUGCACAGCCAGCGGUCUGAACCCGGACCACCGGGAGGAGGAGACGGGAAGGCGUAGGGAGUCAGGUAAAAAACGGAAAAGAAAAAGGUUAAAACCCACCUAAUGCAGCCAACCAGAUGUGAGGUGAGGAUAAGCCAGCAGCCCUUUUCCGGGACACGGAUGUACAUGGCGUGUUACAUUCCUGAACCUACUAUGUACGGUGCUCAUUGACAGCGUGCGGUCUUUGUUCUCCUCCGUGAAAAACCGUCUCCGUGCACACUCUGGAGAACAAAGAGACAGUACACAUUUGUUUAAUGUGACAUUAAAGCAAGUAUUGUAGCACUCGGUGAAACAGUAAGAAGCUUCCUUGUCAAAAAGAGAGAGGGAGAGAGAGAGAGAGAGCAAAGAGAACCACAAAACAUGACAAACAAAACGGACUCACGAAAAUACCUAAACAGUUGUUGGAAUGGAGGGACACCCCCGUGGGAUGGAAGCGACGUGCCUCGGCGGACCGGAUCUCUGUCCAGGGUCACAGGUGCUUCUGCCAGGGACACAGCCUGCUUUCUGGAGGACUCCGGGCGGGGGCCGAAGGCCCCGCAGGGCACACGGGAGCAGGGGUAUCUCAGAACCACCACGGGACUUAGAAACACAUCUCCUUGCUGUAGUGUUUAAGUCUAUCCAGAAACCUUCCCGAGAGCCUUAAGUGGAUUUUUUUUUUUUUUUUUUUUUUUACACCAUAAAGUGAUUAUUAAGCUUUCCUUUUUACUCUUUGGCUAGCUUUUUUUUUAAUUAUCUCUUGGAUGACAUUUACACCGGUAACACCAGGCUGCUGUAAGUCAGGACAGUGGGACCGUAUUUCCCCUCGCAGGAUGCAAACAAAUGAGAUGUAUUAAAAUAAACAUGGUAUAUCCACCUAUGCAUCACUUCCUAAAUGUUUCUGGCUUUACGUGUUUCUCCCCUGCCCCAUUUUAUCUUACUUCUUAAUUUAAGCCAUUUCGAGAGAACUGUGCGUGAACCAAUCGAGUCCGUCGCAGCCCUCGCCACAGCGAGGUGGCCCUGUGCCAGUGUUUGGACAGAAUCUAAAUUCUUUAUUUUUGGUAAGAUGUUACGCUUUACAUGUAUUCAACAGAAAUGUGUGUGUGUUGUUUUUGUUUUUGUUUUGUAAAGGUGAAGUUUGUAUUUUUAUCUAAUAUUACCAGUUUUGUAUACCUGA
Messenger RNA from Callorhinus ursinus (northern fur seal), 1947 nucleotides. RefSeq names its product platelet derived growth factor subunit A (gene PDGFA). The record is from RefSeq and is a predicted model, not a curated record. Gene Ontology annotation, cellular component: membrane. Gene Ontology annotation, molecular function: growth factor activity; platelet-derived growth factor receptor binding. Gene Ontology annotation, biological process: positive regulation of protein autophosphorylation; platelet-derived growth factor receptor signaling pathway; positive regulation of MAP kinase activity. NCBI's taxonomy places the organism in Eukaryota, Metazoa, Chordata, Mammalia, Carnivora, Otariidae.